CACAGAUUUGUGAUCCUAUGAUCUCACUGCGCGCGUUAGUUUGGGCCCACUUGUUUUUUCUGACACCAUUGAGUUACGGCCGGCGCGUCCUGCGUCUUGUUUUGUUGUGGCGGGAUCCGGAAAGCUAGUGAGAGCAUGAGACGUUUUUGAGUAGAGACAUGUAAUUGUGUAAUCUCUUUCGAUUUCCACUUAAGUCAAACAAAUUAUAACAAAAUGAGUAGCGCAGUGCUCCCUUAUGUGAGCCCCCAUCGGGUGAUGGUCCGCGGCUUGCCUUAUCACACUACGAAAUUGGAUAUUCUUGACUUCUUCCGAGAUUGGACCGGUCUUUCGCCGACUUCUGUUGUAUUUCCUUACCAAUUUCGGCGGGGUGGGUUCACUCAAUUGAACUUGCCGUCAGGGACUUGUGCGUCUUCGUCAGCGACCAGUGCUCGCGUUGGGCAUACCCCUGGAUCGUCAAGACGUAUUUCGGAUCAGAAGCAAGCACCGCCGGACCGGCAACUGCUGGAGCACACCAACAGUGGCAUUGCAUACGUUGGGUUUGGUACUGCACAAGAGUGUCAUGUUUUAAGGCUCCAAAGUGUUCAGCUUUUAGUGCAAGUUUUUAGUCUUAUCUCACAGUUUUUCAAGAGCUUCCAAUUCCUUUGAAAACGCAAUUCUGUCAGGAAGGAUGCUUUCGCGAUCGCGAAAUAUUACCAUUGAUUCUCCACAUGGACAAAUUAGGUAAGGCUUAUAUGCCAAGGAAAGUGCGUGCCAAUGUUAUCAUAGACAUAAUGCAGAAUCUGAUCUUUUCUAAAUUCGGCCGUGGACAAGGGUGAUAAGUGCUGGCUCCGGAAUGAGCGGAAGAUAGACGUACUAGAAAUCGCGGAGCACUUGAAGCGCGCUUUCAACGAUCCCACAUUGAAGGUGCCGUAUGAAAUUACGAUGCAGACGGAAGUGGAUGGCGCGAAGCGGAUGGAGGUGGGCAGGAAGCAACGGGAAAUGAUGGAGAGACGGAGAAGUUGGAUGAAGUAUGAUAAUAGCGGUCGCCGCUACGCAAGGCAAGACAACAUUGCGCCAUUUGAUCACAAGUAACCCUUGUUUUUAGAAUGGUCUUGCUUUUUGAAAGAAGACACGCUGCACACAAGUGGUUUGAAAACUUCGGAAGCACGCUUCUGAGGCCCGGAAAGCGGAAUCACAAACAUGAAUGGC
This is a messenger RNA of Amoebophrya sp. A25, 1188 nucleotides long. NCBI's taxonomy places the organism in Eukaryota, Dinophyceae, Syndiniales, Amoebophryaceae. The record is from the annotation of a GenBank genome assembly.